GACUUCCAGGGCUCCGCCAUUCCCCGAGCCAUGCAGAAGCUGGUGGUGACCCGGCUGAGCCCCAACUUCCGCGAGGCCGUCACCCUGAGCCGGGACUGCCCGGUGCCUCUCCCCGGGGACGGAGACCUCCUCGUCCGGAACCGGUGAGCCCGGCGCCCUCCCGCCCCACGACCCCGUCCUCGCCCCCGGCUCGCGCAGCGCCGCUCCCGCCGUCCCCAGCCCGCCCGCGUGCCCACACUCCGGCGCGCGCUCGGGCGCACAGCCUGACUUUGCGAGAUCCCGGGAAGUUGAACCCGCCGCCAUCUGGCGAAGGAGAAUGUGAUGUGACUGUUGCUGGUGUGAAUAUCCGAUGCCACCGAACGUCCUCAUAACUGAGGGUUAUUUUAAUUUGGGAUUCCCCUCCCCUCCUCCAGCCCUCCCUCCUCCCCCCUCCCGCUCCCGAAAUAAAACCGACGGGACCCAGAAGGGGAGGCUCCCCGCCGGCCCGCCUGCGCGCACCCACAGUUCCUGCGUUGACAUAAUCUUUAGGGUGGAGCGGGAGCAGCCUGGACGCAAACUGAGACGUUUAGGUAAACGUGCUUUGGAGGAAGGAGGCUGGGACCCGGCUGGCUUUCCCUGUUCCCUCCAGGUUGGCAGCCGCCUCGCAGUGGCGGAGCCUGUUGUUGGGUGUGUGGGUGUGCACCUCGCCGGUGUUGUCUGAGUGUUGUCAAUGCAGCGUGACUGUUGUCUGUCCCCUGAGUGUAACGACCCCCGCGUGGCGGGUGUCCUGGGCAGCUGGGCCAGGGUCGGGGUGGGGGCAUGGCUGCCUUUGCUGGCACGUUUUGCAGACAUUCAGGUGACACCGGGUUGUUGCAAGACCUUCUGGCUCUUCACCCCCCCACGCUCCCCACCGUAGUGUGUUUCCGCCUCACUCAUCUUUAGUAACUGGCGAAGCAACAGGGAGGAAACGGACCUCACUCUGUAUCGGAGCCAUGCCCGCUUGGGUCUCUGCUCCGUGGGUCCCUGGCUGCCCGACUUGGCUGGCAAGGCGCUCCUCUCUGCCCUCUGCAGAGGCCUGCAAAGUCCCAUCGAAAUGGUUACAGUGCUGCAUGUUUCAAGUUUAAUAAUAAUAUCGAAGGGGAGGAGUAAGUUCUGACUGUAACUUUGUUGUAAAUUCUGUGCUAGAAAGUACCGCAAAGUCCCAUGCACGGACUGAAGGACAAAAUGUACCCUUCCUAAGUAGCUUGGUGUAGCAUUUAAUCUGUCCAUUUUCGAGAUUCCUAUUAGCCUUCCUAACAAGACUGUAGUAUGGAAGAAUGCUGAUAGGGUAUAAAACUUUUGGAAACCUUUUGCGAAGAAUGAUUUGAACCAUGGGUGGGAUUGUGUGGAGGCGGGGGUGGGGGACUGGUCUGGAAUGGCUUAAAGGGGAGUGUGUAGGGAUCCUUGAAAAUGUUUGCAUUGGCUGUGGACACAGCAGAGGAUUGAUUCAUUAUGGGAUGAAAUGCCAGUGCUGUUGAGAGCGUGCACACAGCCCAGCUAAAAAGAAGGGCUUGAGUGUGUUUUCACGGGGAGCACACAAAACGCACGAGUGAUUUCCUAGAAGUUGAAAUGACACCAGACUGAAAAGAUUUCCCAACAAACUUUGACGGGCAAGAAGUUCCACACAGGGUUUUUCCCUUUUUCUCCCUCUGAUAAAGUAUAUUCUUGACUGCAAAUACUAGUAUAAACACACACACAAGUUUGUGAAUAAAAUUCCUUUUGGAAAUAGUGUGAUAUGGGGAGGAGGCGACUGAGCGAGGAGGGGCAGGGGGAAGGUGGGACGUUAGAGAACUAUAAGCCACAGCCUGGUGGGACCACCCGCCUUCGAUGGAGAAGUGGAGAGGGCUCCUGCCGGCUGCGCUGGGUCUCCUGGGCCUCUCUACCUGCGGGUGUUAAUCAGCUCUGUGGGGUUUUUUCCUCCUGUGAUUCCUCUUCCUUCAAGCUUACUUCUGCCCUAGGACCCCUCCCUUUCCCCUUCCCCAAAGGGCAAGUUCUUCCCUGGAGAGAGAGGCAGAGCCAGGGUGCCUAGGCACUGCCUGCGCUGGAUCACCAGGGUUGGUCCCGGGGCGGGAGACAAGUGGAUCCCUGAAUUCUGUGGUCAGAGCGCGGGAGUGCAGACUCCCAUGUUUGGAGCUCCUCAGUGUGCUCAACUUUACAAUCCAUGCCUCUUUUUUUCCCUGCACACAUGCCAAGAAUCCCUUUAAUAUAAAUAGUAUCUCCAUAUGAACAACCUGACCUCUAGUUUCUUCCUUGAAUCCUUAACGGAAAAGAAUGGGGCCAGUUUUCUUUUGAGUUGGGAGGGGACGGAAUCUUUUCUCCCCCUUUCCCUACUCUGUUGGAAAAUCUGCUCCCACCACCACGUUGUAGGAAGAUCCUGUAUUCUUGCAAACAGUGUCAGUGGAUGUAACAUUUUACCGAAUUUUUUAAGAAUAGAGGCUUAAUAAUUCACUGCAUGUUAGUUCAUUUUAAUCCUAGACCAAAUCUCCCCUAAGCAAUGUUAAUUGCUUUAAAAUUUUAUGCAAGUGCUUCUCAUUUUUAUCAUCAUAAAAUCCGCUCUAGAAUGAAUUGAGUAAGCUUAAAUUCACGUGUUUGGAAAGAUGUUUGGAGGUUUUAAUUGUACUCUUUUUUUUUUUUUAUUUCAGUGAGCCAUUUGCACAUUUCAUUGCAUCUUAGCAGAAAAUACAAAUUCUUCAUUCACAGGGAGGGAUGUGCUUGUAAGAUAGACAUUGAUUUAGGAUAAUAAAGUUUACUAUUUAGAAAAGAUGUAAGAAGGGGUGUAUAAAAUCCCUAUAGAAUGUAUAAUUGAUGGUCCUUUAUCCAGUCCUUACCUUACUGUUUUAUGUAUCCGAGAACAACUUCCCAUCUCCCCCUCUACGCUCAGUCUUCAGAAAAGAAAAAGAGACACCCCCAGGUUAAGUCAGUUUAUGCACUAUUUUUAGCUUUUUCCGUAAGAAGGUGACAGAUUAUUUCGUUUCCAAAUAUUUCUAACGAUUUUCUGCUGAAGUGUAAGAUAAUGGAGCAAAGAGUUUGUAGGAAUGGCUAAGGGAAGGUGGGGGAUGGGGAAGGCGUUUUUGAUGAACGGUUUGUUGCUUACGGGAGGGGAACAGUAUUUUCUGCUGACUCUUCAGGCCGAGAUUCCCCCCCACACACACACACACUUUUUUCUUGUCUUUCUUUUCUUUCUUCGUUUCUUUCUCUUUUUUCCUUUCUUUUCCUUUUCUUUUCUUUUCUUUUUUUUUCUUAAGGCAGGUCUGCUUUGGGCGACUUUGUUUUGUCUCCCAGUAUUGAAGGCUUUUACUCUGGACUUGAAUCCUCGCCUUUGGUUUUUGUUCAGAGGAAAGCGUUCCCCUCCCCUCCGCAGGAUCGCUCUGUUUCUCAGUAAACAAGAUGAGGGAGUUUAGCACUUUUUAGUACAUAUAAGCUGGUGACUCUAGAAGGGUAUAGAUUUGGAGAAUGCCUGCGCCGGUCCUAUUCUUUUUUCCUGGGGUUCCUGGAUUUUAGUCUCAAGUGGGUCCUCCCGUCGGAUUACUGGAAUCCUGCACUCAUUGCAUGCACAUAUUUUUAAUUAAAGGGGGUUACAGGGAGGGUCUCCAAAUGCUCGCAUCCUUCCCAGCGUGUCUUUCUUGGCUUUCUGUGGCUCCCUGGCCCUUCCGCCCCUGCUCAGCAUCCCAAGCCCCCCGUUCGCUUUGCGCCGGCUGCGCUUGAACUUGUUUCUGGUGGAGCAGAAGGCGCAAGCUGCGGACGCUCACGCAGAGGUAAGGACUCAGGCGGGUCCCGGACUGUGGAGGGUCCCCAACAGCCGCGGGGGUGAAGCCGUGUCAAAAAGGGGAUACCGGUGGAGGUGGGGUCAGCGAACCGGGGGCAGGGAGACCAGGGAGACAGCGCCGUGCGAGGAGCCAACCGAGCCACCGCGGGCGCUUGCCGUCAGCCAGCCUAAGCCUCCUUCACCCACGACGCAGACAAUUUAGAAGACGGCAGGGCAGGAGAGCGAGAGUGAGAAAUGGGGGUGCCUGCGAGGCCAAGGUCAUGGUCAAGCCACCGGCGGGCCCUGUCUGGUGGCCACUGCGCUCCGGCGCGCCUCAUGUGCGGGACUCGGAGAGAACUUGUCCACCCGGGCGGAGCUGCGCGGCCAGCGCUGGGACGAAGGGCACGGACUGGGCGCGCCUGCCGGGGCCGCCGCCUGGCCCGGAGAGGCCGAGGUCAUGGUCGCAGGCCUGAGGAGCCUCCACUCUACCGCGGCGCCUGGCCUGCGCGGUCCCGACCCGCCCUGGAGUUGGGGUCAAUGAUCCCCCUCUCCGUGGUGGCGGAGGGGAGGCCGCAGGACUGCACGGCUGGAGCUGAGGACUGCGGCGGCAGGCACUUCUGAGGGAGAGGGAGUUGGACGGACGGAGCCUGGACGGGCACACGGGCCCCGCUCGUCUGCUGCCACCUCUCCAGCGCUUGCCCUUGCGAAUAACUACGAUGUUUGGUGUGGUUUUUCAAGCAAAGCCCCCUGGCAAACUUAAGCAGCCGCUGGCUGGCUGCAGCCACCCCAGCUCCCAGCAGAGCCCCACUCCCCCCUCCCAAACUUGGCCUCUGCUAACCGGGUCCAGCGCCUGUGCGCGCUCCCCAGGCUGCUCCGGUGCGCGUCCUGCUGCAUCUCUCCACCUCUUCCCAGGAAGUGGCAAACCACAGCCUGGGGCGGGGAGAGGGGGAGUUGCGUUUUCCUCCUGUAGAGCCCCCAGGGCGUGCCCAUUCCGAGGUGGGGAGGACUCUGAGGGCUGCUGUCGCAGAGGAGCUGGCCGCCCGGGCGUCCCUCCGAGCCCAAGGCGAGGUCUCCCUGCAGAGGAGCGGCCACUGCCUUUGGGACUGCGGAGACACCAGGGGGACAAGCCGGGAGGGAUGAAGGGCGUGGGAUGGGUUAAUCAUGGGCAAAGGAUGGCGCAGAAUACAACUGGCAGUGGGUCGGCUCCUGUCCCCCCACCUCCAGAGCAAACCCUGCCGUCACUUCCACCCCCAUGGGCACCUUUCCUGGAGUUUGCUUUACAGCCUAAGGCAGAGGCACGGAGACGGUUCCAGCUGGCUCUGCCCUGAGCUGCUGCUGUGAAGUCCACAAGCAAGCUCCCGGGAAGUGGGUCCUUUUUAAAACGCCAGGCCUUGAAAAUUAUGUAAAUUUAAAGGAAAGAUGAUUUGUUGGUGUUAACGCAUCUGACAUCAACUAUUCAGCAGGCCGCUAUGACUCCUCAGUUAAGCCUCCCUUUGACAUAGGUUUCGAAGGCAUUGGGGAGGUGGUGGCCCUAGGCCUCUCUGCUAGUGCCAGAUACACAGUUGGCCAAGCUGUGGCUUACAUGGCACCUGGUUCUUUUGCUGAGUACACAGUUGUGCCUGCCAACAUUGCAACUCCAGUGCCCUCAGUGAAACCCGAGUAUCUUACCCUGCUGGUAAGUGGCACCACCGCAUACAUCAGCCUGAAAGAGCUCGGAGAACUAUCGGAAGGGAAAAAAGUUUUGGUGACAGCAGCAGCUGGGGGAACGGGCCAGUUUGCCGUGCAGCUUUCAAAGAAGGCAAAGUGCCAUGUAAUUGGAACCUGCUCUUCUGAUGAAAAGUCUGCUUUUCUGAAAUCUCUUGGCUGUGAUCGUCCUAUCAACUAUAAAACUGAACCCGUAGGUACUGUCCUUAAGCAGGAGUACCCUGAAGGUGUCGAUGUGGUCUAUGAAUCUGUUGGGGGAGCCAUGUUUGACUUGGCUGUAGACGCCCUGGCUACCAAAGGGCGCUUGAUAGUAAUAGGGUUCAUCUCUGGCUACCAAACUCCUACUGGCCUUUCACCUGUGAAAGCAGGAACAUUGCCAGCCAAACUGCUCAAGAAAUCUGCCAGCGUGCAGGGCUUCUUCCUGAACCAUUACCUUUCUAAGUAUCAAGCAGCCAUGGGGCACUUGCUUGAGAUGUGUGUGAGUGGAGACCUGGUUUGUGAGGUGGACCUUGGAGAUCUGUCUCCAGAGGGCAGGUUUACUGGCCUGGAGUCCAUAUUCCGUGCUGUCAAUUAUAUGUACAUGGGAAAAAACACUGGAAAAAUUGUAGUUGAAUUACCUCACUCUGUCAACAGUAAGCUGUAAAAACAGAACAAUGACAUAAAUCAAAGGAGAAAGAAAAUGGGCACUUUAUGUCUCAGAAUUACUCAAAUCAAUUUAUUUUUAGUUGGUAAUGGAUAUAAUAUUUCUUAAAACAAAAGUAAGGUGUUAAUGAAUAGGUCUCUCCUUCUCCUCCUCCUCCUCCUCCUCCUCCUCCUCUUCCCUUGGGGGGGAAAAAAGUGCUAAUAAAACUUCCCUCCAUGGCUAAGAGGGAAAACGCUUAUAUUCAAUUCUUUAGUCAUGGAUGGUCUCGUUCCAGAUUUGUUGUUCCAGGGAACUAAAUUCAUUCCUGAUGCCAGAUCUGAUCGAGUCAGUAUGUCUUCAGCUUGAUCAGAUUUUAAAAUCAGUUUUGAAAGUGGUUCCCGAAAGAAUCUUUGCUUUGGGAGAAUUUGGUCUUAUGCUAAUAAGCAGUUCAUGAGUGAGACGUGUAGCAAAAGCCAGCCAUAUAUUUUCAGAAUCUGUAUCCUCAGGAAAUGCUCCUUUUUUUCCUAUAAAUCACUAACCAACUAUCUAAAUGGACAUGUGGGGGAAUUUCCUCCCAAAUUUGAUUUUGUUAUUAGAAAAAUUAUUCUGUGAACACAGAUGUGUUUUGAAGAAGUAGCACGUAAUGGCUUUUAUCUACCAUCAUCCUGGUAAGGCACAUGUGAAAUGGAAAUGUUCUCUUCCCUCUGAAGCAGCAAAUUAAUGUUGAAAACUUACAUAGACAGAAAGUAGGUUUUGGAAAGGGAAACCACAGAGAUUAGGGGGACUUAAAAUUAAUAUAGGCACAGGAAAGAAAAGUAUGCGCUCCUUUCACAGUGAGGGUUCGCCACAAAACGGGCCCCAGGAGGGAACCGCUGUCUAGGCACACCACAAGGCCUUAAUAACAGUGUGCUGCAAUGCCCGAGGUAAGGCACGUCCCAUCGCCCUGUGCACUGUAGGGACCUCAGUCAUCUCAAGGAAGAAUACAUUUGCUUUUCCUUAGAGGCUUUCAAACUAGAAGCUCUAUGUUACCUCUGAUUCUGGGAACAGAACAGCAGCCGCUCAUUCUGCAUUCCUGUUUCCCUCUCCACGUGUUCUGGUGGAAUGAGAUGCUCCUUAGCACUACAACCUGAUGUCCCACAUUCACCCACUGACCACACAGGAAAAGCAGCAAAACCUGCACCCUCUCUUCUGAAUCACGCCUGUGGCUCAUCGGCUUCCCUCUUAACCUUUAGUGCCCUGAAGACUGCUGCCGCUGUCACCAUUGCACUGAAACCCCACGGUGCCCUUCUAAUUGAAGGUGAAGCCCACCAGAUUAUUUUUCAAAGUCUUAGGUUUCGGUGUAUCUAACCUGCUCAAUAAAUAUGGACGCAAUUAAAGAUGCUCUAGGAAAGUUGGGGACCGUAUUUAAUUUUUCUUUCCUUCCAUCUCAGGAGCAAGGAAAUCCUACUGCUGAAUAGCUGUUAGUAUGUAUUUUACAAGAUUUACUCAUUUUCAGGUACCUAAUGUAGCUGCUAGCAUGCAUGCACAACAAUACAAUUUAUAUGGUAAAUGGAACCAAAUAAUGGCUUCACUGAAUGUUAUGGCUGCACUGAAGGGAAAUGUCGCGGUAAAUAGCUGCCAAAUUAUGGAUCAUGCCGAAGUGUCACAACUGCACUAAAGACAAAUAGCACUAGAGGCUAUUGCCACUGUGACGCUUUUGAGUUAUGAAGAAGGGUAGCGGCCUGAUGCGAGGCUCUUUGUGUCCUUAUUAUAGCAAAGGGUUACUGGUGCAGAGGACUAGGAAAGCCUGUCCAGUGUGGUGCUUAGUUAUUCAUCCGUCCCUUUCAGACUUAACAGCCACAGCAACAUGGAAAGAGACUUUGCCUCUCUUUUACAUUCACAAACAAACAAAGGAGGGGGGGAGCAGGUUUUAUGAAUGUAACUGUGCACAGGAAAUGACUGGUAAUGGAAAAAUGUUGUAAUAAAAUAAUCUAAUCAAAGAAUAUUAUUAAAUUUAACAUAGUCGAUGUCCAAAAGGCUUAGUUGCCUCUUAUGCAGAUAGAUGUGUGAAAUCUAAGCAAUAAUGUACUUUCUCCCUUUGUAAAGACUUGGGGACUAAGGGCAUUACCAAUUAAAUUGCUGCUUCGAAACUGAAGUGAGUCCGGUUUCUUUCAUUUUAAUGGGAGGGUAAUAAAGAUGAAAGACCAACAUUUUAACUGAUGGAUCCCUUAAGCUACAGAAUAGAAAUUUAUUAUGUUUUGAGGGAAUAUACUAAAUUCAGCUAUGUAAAAAUAAAAUUCAAACACCCAGGAUUAAAAUAAAAUAUAAUCUGAAAACCUCAUGUUCUCUCUGUCCACAAACUAAGAAAGUGCACGGCAUGCUGUUUUCACUUAUUCUUAGAAAACAAGCAUGAAAGAUUCCGCCCAUUCAGAUAAUGCCAAAAAUAUGUUUAAACUUUUUUUUUAUUCUUUUGAAAAAUGAUUUGUAAAUUGAGGGUCAUAGUUCAGCAUCAGUUUCAUCUUCUGGGAUUAUUGUUCAAGACCAGCCUCUAAUGGGAGGUGAAAUGGUACGAUGGUCUCAACACCUUUCUUGUGAACUGUAAUACAUAUCACAAAAAGUACAUCCAUAAUUCAGGGCAAUUGUCAGUCUUUGUUUUAGAGAAGGGGACGGGGUGGAACAAUCCCAAUGGGUAAAUUAUUUCUCAGUGUGGACUUCUCUGCAUGUCGGGCUUAAGGUCACCAGCCGGGCAGGGUAGAAGGAGCUUGCCUCUGGGAAACUGAGGAGUCCCAGUGAUCUGUUACCAUUUGGUUAUGACUUCUAAAGAGCCAAAUGCUAUUCGUUCAAACCUGUUUUGCAGGCAGAAAAUACCAGCAGUGUCAUUUAGGGGUUCCUUUGAUGAUGACUACUGCUGUUAACUGACUUCAUUAAAAAAAAAAAAGAUUUCAGGGAAUAGUUUGCAAAGAAAUGAAGGAAGUUUUGCAUCAUCUAUUCUAUAAAUUGUCAUUAUAUGAUUUCAUCUGGAUGAAGUACCUCAGGAGUAGGAUAGAGUCUCUGUAAAUGGUCAUUAGUAUUACAUUCUGUGUUUAUCUAAUGAAAGUGCAGUGACAAGUAGCUGCUUCUUAUUAAAAUGAAAAUCCUGCGUUAUGUACUUGUGGAACAUUCCAGCUAAUGAGGAUGUAAUGUCCUCAGUACAACACAGACCUUCUUUUUGUGUUCACCACCACAAGAUGCUGGAAACUUGACAAAUGAUAUCAUUUAAGACACAUGCCUGCCUUAGGGACCUGGUUUUUGGCUUCCUGUUUCUGGCUUUUAUUUGGGUAACAUUUAUAAUAGCCACCCGACUUGUACCUGGGUAAUGUUUUAACCCCUUCCCCGGAGUUCUCAGUUAGCAUGAAUUUACUACAGUCAGGGUUUCCUUUAAAUUGGGGUGGGGGUGCUAAGCACUGAAAAUAUUUUUCUUGAUUACUUUACCAUGUGGACAUAUGGGAUAAAUACUGUAUUUCAGAUUUCUGUAAAAAUAGAUGAGUAAUGCACAGCUUUCAGAGCAAAAACAAUGAAAAAAAGACCAGGCACUAUCAACUUUGGAUAACCAUCUCCUAGGUGUUAAAAAGUUUUCUGAAUGCAGUCUGGAUGCAAAAUGGCCUGAUUUGAUGAAUUCAUAAUUUUCUUCUCUAUACUUUCUACUCUCGUUUUAUUAAAUAUUUUAUUAGUUAAACAAGAAUUAUCUAUGUAAACUUCAUGGACUUUUUUGUCGGAAGUUCGAUGUUCAGUAUCUAAUUUCCUAGUUAUGGCCCAGCAUUAAACGUUUGUGAUCAUAUUUCAAAAGUCAAAAUACAAAACUGGAUUAUCA
Molecule: messenger RNA, 9918 nt
Organism: Rhinopithecus roxellana (golden snub-nosed monkey)
Lineage: Eukaryota; Metazoa; Chordata; Mammalia; Primates; Cercopithecidae
Gene: PTGR3
Product: zinc binding alcohol dehydrogenase domain containing 2
Exons: 2
Coding region: 5346-6110 (254 amino acids)
Cellular component (GO): mitochondrion
Molecular function (GO): zinc ion binding; oxidoreductase activity
Source: RefSeq, a predicted model, not a curated record